UAAACGUUUAUUUCUAUACAUUUUUAUUUAAUGGUUAAAUUCUCCGGUGGCGGAACUCAAAUUCGGAUUUGUUUACCUGCGGAAUGUUUUUAGUGUGACACAAACAGCUGCACAUGUGUUUCCUAGUGGAUUUCUUUAUGCUUUUCAAACACUAUUUCCUCAUGAACCCCCACCAGCACUGAAAUAUCAGAAGAAUGAAGCAAGCAGACCCACAGUGUGACAUAGAGAGACUUUAUCUGGAGGUGUCCAUUAUAAAUGGAUCCGCGUCUCUUCCCCUGCACACCUCCAUCGCCCUGUUCCUCCUUUCUUACACAGAGUGCUCAUCUUUUCACGUCUACCUGGUCACAGAUCAGCCUGACGCUCUGCAGUCUCUGUCAGGUCUGGUGCCCGAGGGUCUCGUUGUUGCCGAUGUACGGAAAGAGGAGCUGCCAGCUCUUGUUAGGUUGUGCCGCCUCCCUGCCGCAUUAGAGCCCGACGCCGGCUUCUGCAGAGCCGGUCUAGCUGUCGUACUGAGGCGCAUCAUUCAGAGGACGUGCCAGCUGACGCCAGGCCGCAGGGAUGUGGCAUCACUUUUGGGAUUCAAGAACACCUGUCUUAAAGCUUGUGCUGAGGUAAGUCAGUGGACCAGACUGUGUGAACUGGAGAUUCCCUCUUCGGUGGAGAAGCACUUAGAAAACCCUACAGAAGAGACGUUUCAACUUCCUGCUGCAAUCCUCAAUUUAGAGAAGAGAUUAGGUGAACCCGUCAAAGUCCACAAUGAUGACAAGAUACGCAGACAGAAGCUCCAACAACAAAGGAAUUCUUCUCCGAGUGAUUCCCAACUAAAUGGCCCCAACACUGAGAUAGGAGUGCAGGGGAAGGGCGAUGCACACGGUGUUGAACUCAGUGCUGCUCUGGCUAAACUCUCUGUGGACGCAGUUCCGUCCGUGUCCACCCGAGAGCGCUCCGACAUCAGGAAAGUCAGGAGCACAGAUCUGCCAGAGCUGGAGCAUGUGUUUGCAGAGGGACUGUACUUCACCCUUACUGAUGUUGUGCUGCUACCCUGCAUCCAUCAGUAUCUGAUCUCUCUCCAGAAGCACAACCCCCUCAUCCUCUCCCAUCUCCCCUUGCUGCUGAAGUGGUACCAGCGUGUACAGGAGCUCCCCAUUGUUUCGAGGGCCGCAAAGGAUUGUGGGAUGGCCCUUCUUAACCUCAGCACGACUGACCCCUGUCCUCUCCAACCAGAGUUCCCGAGACCCAGCGGAGCAGAGCAGGAAAGUCCAACCGUCAAGCAAGAGCCCUUCAUCGGGGGCCCAAGGCCAACUCUGACCAAGCUGCAAGAGAAUGGGAUAGAUGCCGUUUUCUCCCCCCACCCUUGCCCUUCAUGGACCAUAGACUGGGAGAGUUUACCUGCGGCCGUCAACCCAACUGAAGGCAAGAUGUCGGACGCCCGUGCCGUACGAAAACAACAGCAGCUCAACAAUCUGGUUGCCAUGGUAACAGAGAUGGCCCAGCCAGGCCAGACCGUGGUGGAUUUCUGCAGUGGGGGGGGCCACGUUGGAAUUGUUUUGGCGCACAUGCUUCCUAAAUGUCAGGUUAUUCUCAUUGAGAAUAAGGAAGAGUCGCUGGUCAGGGCGAGAGAAAGAUGCACACAGCUCGGGCUGACCAAUAUCGGCUUCAUCCAGACAAACCUCGAUUACUUCACUGGAAACUUCCAUAUUGGGGUGGCCUUGCAUGCGUGCGGAGUGGCUACAGAUAUGGUGAUGGACCGUUGCCUUCAAGCGAGGGCUGGAUUUGUGGUUAGUCCCUGCUGCUACGGAUUCAUUCAAAACACGCUCAAGUUCAACUUCCCCAAGAGUGCGAGGUUUGCUGAGACUUUAAGCUAUAAGGAGCACAUGAUCUUGUGCAGGUUCGCGGACCAGACAGCUGUCAGUUUACCCCUGGAACGGAGAUUAAUUGGUAAACGCUGUAUGGGACUGGUAGACCUGGACCGCAGCUGGGCCGCUGAGACUCAUGGGUAUUCUGUCAAGGUGAUGACCAUGGUCCCUGAGGGCUGCUCCCCAAAAAACAAUAUGCUGGUGGGAAAACCUGCAAGAUAGAGUGCAAUUGAAACAGCAAAACCUAACCUUUUAGACGUUGCGUUUUUUAUGAACUGUUUUUUUAAACACAUGUAUUUCUAUCACACAGAAACAGACAUGCAAUGCUAAAUAAAUCAUGGUUCAAUGUACUUGUACAAUUUAGUAGUUUUCUCAUGAACUCUUUAACUGUGGCUUUCUGUAAAGUUGUGAUCUGCCCUGAGUACGCAAAAAGCGCACUCCCCCUCAAUAAAUUAAACAUUGCUUCAAAUUUUGUUUGCAAAUUAAAGACACUGAAUGAUGUUAAAAGCCCUUUGCACCCUCUCUACCACGUUAUCGUGUAUUAUGCAGAGACAAAAGUGCCUGUGGAAGAGCCGCUUUUCAACAGUUAUUACAGAUGUAAAAUUAUUCAUUGUAAUCUGCUCUUCUCUCUCGCAAGAAAACCUGCGUAACAUUUCCGAGCCGCUUUGUCUUGGAAAUAUUUGAUUAAAAGAAUCAGAAGUAAACAACGGCAGGUAUUUAUCCCGAAUCCCUCGAGUCAAGGGUCAGGAGGAUCGGAGGGGUUAAUAUUUAUGAAACGGCGCAUGGGUGGAUUAAUCUGAGUGCGGUUAUGAAUAUUUAAUCGGGCUGCGACUCAAGAAAAUGUCAGCUCACAAGAUUCAUCUAGAUGCUACAGUACUUAGAUAUUAAAACAAUUCUCUAGGGUUUACUUGGCUUUGUUUUAAAUCCAUAAAAUAGGCCUGGGGUUUGCUAGUUGCGGACCGUAACACCUGUGAUUAUACCGUACAGGCGAAGUGCUUUUCUACUAUGUGCAACCUUUAAGCCUCGGGAAGCAAAGCUAGCAAAGCUCAUCUGAAUUCUGCCAGCAGAGCCAAUCUAUCUAAGUGUGAAAGGAUGGAGACAGGGCAUCCUCCAAAGUGCUGGAAUCAUUUCAAUGGGAAACAUUUCUUUUCCCAAGGACGGCUCUGGGCCCUGGCCAAGUGUACAUGAAAAACAUAGAAUGAGCCGUGAUGUAAAUGGAUCGUGACAAUUAUGCAAUAAGAACAUUGAUCCAUUCUGUCUUUUGUUUACAGAAUUGUUUGUCAACAUCCAAAAUCUGCCCAAAUUUGGCAAUGAUGCAAAACAAUUGCAAAGGCAAAAC
Misgurnus anguillicaudatus (oriental weatherfish) is the source of this 3195-nucleotide messenger RNA. The record is from RefSeq and is a predicted model, not a curated record. Lineage: Eukaryota; Metazoa; Chordata; Actinopteri; Cypriniformes; Cobitidae.